Messenger RNA from Plenodomus lingam JN3, 1152 nucleotides. The record is from RefSeq and is a predicted model, not a curated record. Lineage: Eukaryota; Fungi; Ascomycota; Dothideomycetes; Pleosporales; Leptosphaeriaceae.
AUGAAAGAGUGUGGUGAUAAGAGACUUCCUGAGCAUUGGUUAGAGAAUUCUCCGCGAUCAGCGCUCUGCACUGCUGUCUAUUUAUCGCACUCUACCAUGUACCUUUUUAUAGACGGUCUUGAUGAAGUUGAAAAUUCAUACUCAGAGGGAUAUCACGAUAUUAAAGACAUGCUCGAGCUUCUUUGCCAGAAGCCCAGGGUAAAAACUUGUGUGUCAAGCCGCCCUCAUCCUAUAUUCGAGAGAGCAUUCAAAGUGUAUCCAAAUCUCCAGCUACAAGACCUCACGUACGAUGAUCUGAAGUAUAUCAUCAAGAGCAAGCUCGAGAACCAAUUCACCAAUUCCGAGGCACAGCCUCAGGAUCUCCAAAUAUUCCAACCACUUGUUGGUCUCAUACUCAACAAAGCAGAAGGUGUCUUUCUCUGGGUCGUUCUCGUAGUAUCGAACAUAUCAAGUGGACUUGACGACUACGAUGACGCGGCAUCGAUCCUUAGUCGCGUAGAAACGCUACCUGAGGGGCUUACUUCCCUUUAUCGACACAUGCGGGACCGUAGUAAUAAGGGAGCCGACGGUCUCCGCAACAAAGGGGCCAGAUUUCUCAAGACGCUUCUCUUCCAGCAGCUUGUACAUUCCAUUGACCUUCGAGACCAGUCAUCAACCCUUCACCACUUCGUGGUUAUGGAUACCUCCAUUCAGCAAGAAUAUCUGGGUGCUGGAACUUAUGCGACAGAACAGCGACUGCUCAAGAGGUGCGUGGGAUUUCGAAAGCAGUUACUGGCUAGAUGUGCGGGCUUGGUUGAAGCCGACAAAAUUGAGGAUGAUAGCAUCGACUGUCUACUGCACGCCCGCGUACGAAUUCUGGCCAUUUCCGUUGAGGUUUUGAUGAGUAGACAAUUUCCCGUGCUUGCGAUUUGGUCAAUCAUCCCAACAUACCUGGAACAUAUCUGUGGGCGGCGCACACAAUUGAUGCUGUAUGAGGAGCACCUGGCCUAUUUAGUUUUUAGCGUCGCGCGGAGGACCCUGAGUCGAAUACUGGGGUGGAGCACAGUUCAUCUUGAUUUCAUGGCUAUAGCUGCCAGCUUCGGCAUCACAAACUAUGUCAAAAUUAACAUCCGAGGAGUACUUGGCCAUCUUUCGAGAACCUGGCGCAACUAG